GCAGGAAAGUGGCUAACAAACAGGAGGGUGUCGUUAUGUUCACAGUUUGGUGAAACUGUGCGAAAUAUCGACGCAUGAGUCACGCUGCAACAGGCGAGCAGUUGCCGCUGCUGCCGACAGCAAGCUUGUCCGAUCCUGUCCGUUCGCUAUUAACGGAUCGGACUGAUCGGACUAACCAUAAGCUUCUACAGUUGGUGCCUAUCUGUGUGUGAAAGCGUGGUAGGUGGAUCUUUCGACGACCAGAACAACGCUGCUUGGCAACAUGACGGCAGAAAAAGGAGAGGCGGUCGAGGGACUCGCGUCGGACGACACCGCCGCUAGCGGCAACGCGUCCUCCUACCCGGACCAAAUCGUAGCCCGGCUAAAGAACCGAGGCCUGGACUUCGAGCGAGCCUGCGAAUACGACGACGAGAAGAGCGACGCCGCGGCGUGCUGCUGGCUUCGUCACGACCUGGACCGAUGGAGCAGGAUCUUGCACCCUGUGAGUCUCGAACUGGAAGAGACCAAACCGGGAGCGCUUGCGAUCCUCUCGACCCGGACGAGGAGGCGCGAGUACAGUGAUGAGGACGAGCUAUACGACGCUGCGUACGUCUUCUGCUGGCUUCCGAAGGCGCACCGGUGCAUCCAGCGCGUCAACCUGGAAACGUUCGAAGGCCAAGGGAAUAUGGUGCUCUUCUAUCGACCGGCAUUCACGCUGGCGCUCGCGCUAGGACGGAGCGUCAACCUCCAGCAGCUCGAGCUUGUAGGAAGCCGCGAAACGCCCUUUUGCGAAGAAGAGCUCGCGGAGGGACUGGACGCCCUCGAACGUCUUAUGAGCUUCAAGUUCGCCUCCUUGCCCAUCAAGGCGUCCAUGUCACGAUGCAUGGCGAACCUGCUGAGACGAAACGCGAGUCACAUCACGUCGGUUACGCUAUCCGACAACCGCAUGUCGCAGAACACCGCGAACCGCCUGUUGAGAGCGCUUCAAGGCUGUCGCGCUCUUCGCGAGUUGUCAAUCGUUGAGAACAACCUCACGAAAGGGAACACGGACUCUGUAGCGAGGCUGUUGAGGUUCUCCUGUUCCUUGACCAAGCUCACGCUCGACCGCUGCCUGGGCAACAACGCCAGCCUUUAUGCGUUCACGGAGGCCCUCAAGACCAGCAUGAUCCCUCUGGAACUGCACAUCAACCAAUGCGAGACGCGCUUCGAGUGUCUCUUCGAGGCGCUAGCUAACAACAGGGUCGCGCUGAAGCACUUGGACCUGAACGGUUGCAACAUCUUCGGCACCAACGCGGAGGCGCUCGGCGCUGCGCUGAGGCGCAACGUGCAUUUGAAGAAGUUGGAAUUAAACGGUGCUCACGUCGACGACGACGCCGUAGGAACGCUCGCUCACGGCCUGGAAACGAACCGCGUUCUCGAAAUGCUGGACCUGAGGAACAACGCGGUGUCUGCGAGCGCCAUCAACACGUUCUGCAGAAUGCUGCGCAAGAACGAGACGCUGAAGAGUGUGAUGUUCUCGGAAGUCCAAGGCUCCGAGCAAGAGAGAUUGACCCUGUCCUUUCAAAUGGCCCAAGACAAAGGCUACAGCCGCAUCCAGAUGCCCUGGGCCGAGCCAGACCUACCCCCACUGUCAGCAGCCCUGGCACUUGCCUCAGAGUCGCCGACAGAACUCCACCUCAGCGAUGUUAAUGAGCUCACUGAAGCCAGCAUCUGUGCACUGCUCGAAAAUCUCGCCACAAACUGCCACGUGAAAACCGUAAAAGUCGGGACGACGGCAGACCGCCAACAACUCGCCGCCGCCUUGUGCUCCGCACUCGUCUCGAAUCGAACGGUCCAAAAUCUCGACGUCGGCCUAAUCAUCGACGCUUCCGACGAAGGGCUGUUCGGCAAGGUCGCCAAGGCGCUUGCUACGAACUGCACCGUGACUCAGGUAUGUUUCAGAAGCGCCGAGGUAAGCUUACAAUCGCUCAAGUCCAUCGCCUACAUGCUGUCCAAGAACACGGCAGUCACUAGGCUGGAGCUGGAACUCUCUCAGCCAAUGCCCACCAAGCGCCUUGCCUAUGUUUCGCGCGGCCUGUUGAAGAACCACUCCGUCGUGGACUUUACGCUGACCUCCCCGCCGCAUCCAAACCACGUCUCUUUCCGCGUCUUCAGCACGCUCCGACGAAACGUCAGUCUCCUGAACCUGGCGGUGAGCUUGCUCACGUGCCGGAGGCUGGACAGGCAAGUCGCCGAGACGUUUGAGCUUCUGAGCGACAAUGCGUCGUUCGUUCCGUACGUGAUGAAGGUGACCGAGAAGACCGAGGAGAGGGCAAGGUGGGCCGUAAAGUCGGCCAAGGUUUACAUUCAGGCGCACUACUUCGAACUGACUGGUGUCGUAAAGAACAAGAUUGAGUGCCACCCCGGCACGGGCACCCAGAUUGACAGUCUUCACAGUGACUGCCUGUGCGCUAUUACUCAGUAUCUGAAGCUGUCGGACGUCGUUUCUGCAGUCGGUGGCAGCCCUAUUAGACGCCGUAAUAGGCACGUUUAAUUUUCUGGUG
Messenger RNA from Rhipicephalus sanguineus (brown dog tick), 2522 nucleotides. RefSeq lists its product as uncharacterized. The coding region runs from base 263 to 2512 and encodes 749 amino acids. The record is from RefSeq and is a predicted model, not a curated record. Lineage: Eukaryota; Metazoa; Arthropoda; Arachnida; Ixodida; Ixodidae. The transcript is spliced from 2 exons.